AUGCCAUCCAAAAUCCCCUCCAACUAUCCGUCUGACACAGAGGCCAUGGAGACCGAGUCUGGAUAUGUCAGUGGCAGCGCCAGCGUCCACAGCAUCCCGGAGCUCCUCUUCACCAAACCACACCUGAAAUUCCUCAACAGACAGCUCCAAUUCCUAGAGCCGCAAGACAUCCUCCGAUGGUGCAUCACCACAUUACCGGGCCUUUACCAGACCACCGGCUUCGGCCUGACCGGCCUAGCCACGCUCGACAUGCUCUCCAAACUCCAGGUCCCCCGACCCCACCGCAUCGACCUCAUCUUCCUCGACACCCUCCACCACUUCCCCGAAACCCUCUCCCUCCUUGACCGCGUCCGCAGACACUACCCCUCCACAAACAUCCACGUCUACAAGCCCGCCGACGCCUCCACGCCCGACGACUUCGCCGCCCAAUACGGCCCCACCCUCUGGGAAUCCAACGACCAGCUCUACGACUGGGUCGCCAAGGUGGAGCCGGCCCAGCGCGCCUAUCGCGAGUUGGCCGUGGGCGCUGUCCUGACCGGCCGACGCCGCAGCCAGGGCGGGAAGCGCGGGGACCUGGAUAUCAUCGAGCUCGACGAGGCGGGGCUCAUCAAGAUCAACCCGCUGGCCAACUGGUCCUUUGCGCAGGUCAAGGAGUACAUUGCCGCAAACAGGGUGCCAUACAACGAGCUGCUGGACCGGGGGUACAAGAGCGUGGGCGACUGGCAUUCCACGCAGCCCGUGAGGGACACGGAGGACGAGAGGGCGGGGAGGUGGAGGGGCCAGCCAAAGACGGAGUGUGGAAUCCACAACCCGCGGUCGCGGUAUGCGCAGUUCCUGAGGGAGCAGGAGCUCAAGAGGCAGGCGGAGGCCCUCAGCCAGGCGCUUGAGGUGGGGGGCUGCUGA
Molecule: messenger RNA, 903 nt
Organism: Paracoccidioides brasiliensis Pb18
Product: phosphoadenosine phosphosulfate reductase
Exons: 2
Coding region: 1-903 (300 amino acids)
Cellular component (GO): cytoplasm
Molecular function (GO): phosphoadenylyl-sulfate reductase (thioredoxin) activity
Source: RefSeq, a predicted model, not a curated record